UUUCAUUUAGAGAGGAAGCCGUUGCUUUGUUUGUCAGCCACACCGCGCGUUCUUUCGUAGCUGUUGGUCGCUGCGGUUUGCUGCUGAUAAGCAGCACUCUGUACUCCGAUUGCUGUCAAUACACCCGAAUCUCAUGGCCUGAAGAGCAGCAGCAGCAGCAGCAGCAGCAGCAGCAGCUGAGUGCCCGCGAUGGCAGCAGCAGCAGCUGCAGCGGCAGCACCAGCAGAGGGGAGUGGAAUGCAGCAGCAGCAGCAGCAGCAGCAGCAGCAGCAGCAAGACGCCGGUUGGGGGUUAUUGAAAUGUUUCAGUGUUUGCUGCUUCCUGAUGUGCUGCUACACCCCAGGGCCCCCAGCAGCGCCGACGUAUUUUAUUUUGCUGCUGCUUCUUCUAGUGGUUUGCUGCUGCUAAAUGCAAUUGUCUCUGAGCCUGAAUAUACAAAUUCGUUUGCUGCGUCUGUCUUUGUUGUGCGAUAUCUCCCGGGGUGUUUCUGCUGCUUAGCAGCAACAACUGCUCCUAUUCCUGAUGGGCUUCUGCAGCAGCAGCAGCAGCAGCAGCAACAGCAGCAGCAACAGCGUCGCGAAGAUAUGUUGCUGUCAUUUGAUUCUCUGGGAUCCGUAGAUCUUCGUUACGCACCUCUAGUAGAGUCCUCUUCUUCUUCUUCUGCUGCAGCUGCAGCAGCAGCAGCAGCAGCAGCAGCAGCAGCAACAGCAGCACCAAUAGCAACAGCAGGAACGGAAAUGCUGUUGCUUUCAUGUCUGUCUCCUCUGUCUCCUUUUCUAACACUUCUUGCAUUAAUCCCAAACCCUUUCGAUUAUCCAGGCUGCGAUCUGCAUGCAACAGUGCUAGAGCUUGCGCCUAUGGGGGCCCCCCAGGGGGCCCCCCAGGGGCCCCCCUCUCAAGGGCCCCCCCCGCAGGGGGCCCCCCCCCAGGGGCCCCCCUCUGAAGGGGCCUUAGGGGCCUCUGGGGGCCCCCUAGGGGCCCCUGGGGGACCCCCAAGGGCCCCUAGAGGGGCCCCUGCAGAAGGCGGGGGGCCCCCUGUGAUAACUUGGGUUGGGGGGGAGGAGAGUGUGGGGUGUGGAGACGAUCCCAGAUCGUUAGAGCAGCAAGAAGAAGAUAGCGAAGAGGAGACAGAUGAAAUGAUGCUGCAGCAGCAAAAAGAAAAGUGUAGAAGAUAUAAAAGAAUUUUAUGUGUUGCUGCACCGAAAGGGUCUGUGUUUGUCUACGAACUCUCAUAUUAUCUGCCUCCUGAGGGCCCCCGCAGCAGCAGCAUGCAGCCCGGCAGCAGCAGAGCCUCAACGCUGCAGCAACAACAACAACAGCAGCAGCAGCAGCAGCAGCACGGGCUGCAGUUCAGAUUAAGACUUGUAUACAGACUGGAGGGCAACAGAGGCAGAGACAUUCUUAUCUCUCUUCCGUCGUCUAUUGUGCUGGGGAGAAGAGUUAUUGCAUGCAGCAGUGGGGCUUACUUGCUUAAUUUAUUUAAUCUCGAGAGACACCCCAAUCCAGAUAUAUUUGUGCUGCAGCAGGAAGCAGCAAGUCCAGCAGCAGCAGCAAAUCCAGCAGCAGCAGCAGCAGCAAACGCAACCAAUUCAUCAAAUACACUUACGCCGCAGCAGCAAGCUGCUAAUGAAGCAGAACAAUGUGCUGCUGCUGCUACUGCUUAUGUUGAGCUUCUUAGGGCUUCAUUUUCAUCUUCUGCUUCGGCUGCUUCUGCUGCUGCUGCUGCUGCUGCUGCUGGGCUCCCUGCACCACCAGCAGCAGCAAACCCUAACGUUAACAUACAUCACAAUAAACAGCAAGAGCUACAAAACCUAAUGCAGCCUUCUUUGAGGGAAGCAACAGCAACAGCAGCAGCAGCAGCAGGUGCAGCAGCAGCAGACGGUCCGCAGCAAGAUGAAGCGCUGCAGCGGCAACUGCAGCAAAUCACAGCAGAUCUAAAGGCUUGCAACCUUGAAAACCAGCAGCUGCAGCGCAUGCAGCAGCAGCAGCAGCAGCAGCAGCAGCAGCAGCAGCGGGGAUCGACUAUCCUCAACCGACCCCCAUGGAAUGAUCGCUUCUCAGUGAAGGGCUCAGAAAACCAACAUCUCUGCAGCAGCAGCAAGAGCAGCAGAAGCAGCAACAGCAACUCUAGCAACUGCAGAAGCAGGAACAGCAACAACAGCAGCAGCAACAGCAGCAGCAGCAGCAACAACAGCAGCAGCUGGCGCUGCUUGUGGAACAGAGGAGGGUUUUUGCUUCUGCUAGAAGCUGCACGGAGACGACAAAUGCAAUUUGCUGCUGCUGCCAUGGUCUCGCUGCUGCAGCAGCAGCAGCAGCAGCAGAAUAGGGGGGAUUCUCUUGUUGAACCGAAGUGCUGCGGCAGCCCGAAGCAGCAACAGCAGCAGCAACAGCAGCAGCAACAGCAGCAGCAACAGCAGCAGCAGCAACCAUAG
Eimeria acervulina is the source of this 2432-nucleotide messenger RNA. RefSeq lists its product as hypothetical. NCBI's taxonomy places the organism in Eukaryota, Apicomplexa, Conoidasida, Eucoccidiorida, Eimeriidae. The record is from RefSeq and is a predicted model, not a curated record. The transcript has 3 exons. The annotation marks the transcript as partial.